Thyridium curvatum is the source of this 1599-nucleotide messenger RNA. RefSeq lists its product as uncharacterized. The record is from RefSeq and is a predicted model, not a curated record. The transcript has a single exon. NCBI's taxonomy places the organism in Eukaryota, Fungi, Ascomycota, Sordariomycetes, Thyridiales, Thyridiaceae. Bases 1 to 1599 code for a protein of 532 amino acids.
AUGAGUGUCCCUUCAAGUUGCGAUGUCAUUGUUGCUGGCAGUGGCAAUGCCGGAUUCUCAGCGGCGAUUUCUGCAGCUCAGUCCGGUGCACGUCACGUCCUCCUAGUCGACAAAUGCCCUGAGGAAUGGGCUGGAGGCAACACCUACUUCACUGCUGGGGCUUAUCGUACCGCACACGACGGUCUCCUGGACCUUCUCCCCAUUGUCAACAACGUGUCACGCGAGCAGGCGGCUAAGAUCGAACUCGGCCCCUACACCGAACGGGAUUUCCAGCAGGACCUUGACAAGGUCUGUGUUGGACGAUCAGACCCAGAGCUCGCAAAGGCAUUGGUAUCCGAAUCCAACGACGCCGUCAAGUGGCUUGCGGAGAAUGGCAUCCGAUUUCAGCUGUCUUUCAAUAGGCAAGCGUACGAAGUCAAUGGGAAAAUCAAGUUCUGGGGAGGUUUAUCACUGAAGACCGAGGAUGGAGGCAAGGGUCUAAUUGCCGACCACCAAGCCGCUGCCAACCGACACGGCGUCCGGUGCCUGUGGUCCACUGCGCUUGUCGGAAUUGCCCCUCCAAAGCGUCAAGGAGGUGAUGUUCUUGUCACGGUCCGUCAGGGCGGCGUGGAUCAUAGAAUUUUCACCAAAGGAGUGAUCCUCGCAGCUGGAGGGUUCGAGUCGAACUCUCAGCUACGGAGUCAAUUCCUUGGCCCGGGCUGGGACAUGGCUAUGGUCCGUGGCACUCCUUACAAUACAGGGGAGUGUUUAGAGAUGGCUAUUAAGAGUCUGGGUGCGCAAGCAGUGGGUAACUGGUCCGGCUGCCAUGCGGUCGCUUGGGAUGCCAACGCAAAUCCGGAUGUCGGAGACAGGGUCGCUUCGAACGAAUACACCAAGUCGGGGUACCCUCUGGGCCUCAUGAUCAAUACAGAGGGCAAACGAUUUGUGGAUGAGGGUGUCGACCUUCGCAACUACACUUACGCCAAGUUUGGCCGGGCCAUUCUCCAUCAGCCUGAGCAAACUGCUUUCCAGGUCUGGGAUGCCCAGACGGCCAAAUGGUUGCGUUCGGAGGAAUACCGCGAGGAGCGUGUGGAGCGGAUCACUGCCAACACGAUUGAGCAACUUGCGGAGAAGUGUGCGGCUCGCGGGUUACAUGACAAGAAGACAUUCGUCAAUACGAUUCGAGAAUACAACGAGGCAGUCUACGCCUUCCAGAGUGAGAAUGGGCCCAGCGGACCGAGGUGGGACCCUACAGUCAGGGACGGCGUUUCGACGCAGUCUGCGUCCAAACAGCUUGCCCUACCCAAGUCCAACUGGGCUCUUCCCCUUGACCAAGGCCCUUACAUUGCGGUAAAAGUCACAUGCGGCAUCACUUUCACCUUCGGUGGCCUUAAGGUUAAUCCCAAGACGGCACAGCUCAUAGCGGCAUCUAGCGGUGCGCCCAUUCCUGGCGUUUACUGUGUAGGCGAAAUGCUCGGUGGCCUUUUCUACCAGAAUUACCCUGGCGGAAGUGGCUUGACAUCUGGGACCGUCUUCGGACGCCGAGCAGGGAAAGCCGCGGCUCGACGGGCGGCCAACCCUCAUUACGAAGACCCUCCCGCUGUUGCAAGCAGACUUUAA